This is a messenger RNA of Haliotis rufescens (red abalone), 2080 nucleotides long. RefSeq lists its product as uncharacterized. The record is from RefSeq and is a predicted model, not a curated record. The coding region runs from base 138 to 1445 and encodes 435 amino acids. The transcript is spliced from 2 exons. Lineage: Eukaryota; Metazoa; Mollusca; Gastropoda; Lepetellida; Haliotidae.
CGUGGUUGAUUUGCAGCCAGGCACGCCCAACACGCACAGUACGGCUGUUUUCAUUGGAUGAAAGGCGGGUCACAGGUCAUGAUAGUACUCGGAGUGGGGACAGGACUUGUGAGACGAACUAAUUCCAACAUCGACCUAUGAGGUCAUGGAUACUUGAUUGGGAGAGACGCGGAAGAAGCACACACAAAGGCGUCAGUAUGAAGAGACUCGAGGGGCAGGUGUUACUGUUGAUGGUGCUGUCCGCCUUCGUCGUCGUGGUGUUCAUAAACCACGUGACCAAAAAAGACCCCGUUGCCGUUCAGAGAGAGCUGAGCUUGCGCGAACUUAAACAGCUAAUCAAGGAACAGAUUCAUGCAGAAGAAAGAUAUUUGUCUCCUGAAAAACAGAGUCAAUCUAAGCCAAAAAUACAGAACGAUAAUGUUCUUCGUGAAGAGUCCAAAGAAAAACGAAAAAAAACCUUCACGAGCUUGGAAAAAACUGAAUCAUCUCACGAGAUCACGUCUAUUCGUUCAGACGCAAGCAAAAAACGUUAUAUCGUUCAUUUAUGUGACAGUACUCGCGCAUGCGCUGGUUGGGGCGACAGACAAAGAGGCGUGGUCGCUGCCUAUUUGCUUGCCAUUGUCACCAAUAGAGUGUUUGUUCUUAAUAUGACGUCACCAUGUCCAGUUCGCAACUUUCUUAAGCCACACAAGUACCACUGGGAAAUCCCCGAUUCAGAAUUGGCGGGAAAGUCUGCCAUUACAGUUGGCGGUGUUCGUGCAACAGACUACCAUAAGGUUGCUCGCUUCCAGGAUUUCAAUAAAAUUUAUAACUACGACGUCAUAUAUCUUCGAUCCAACAGUGACUUGUUAAAUAUUAUCAAAUCAAAUCCUCUUUACAAGAAAAAAAUCCCAGACUGGGCAAACACAUAUCGUCACAGGGCCUUCAAGAACGGCUGGGAAAAAUUAAUGACACCAACAAAUCACAUGACCAAACGCCUCAACGCUCUUCUGAAAGGCGUUGACCUCUUGAAGCAGGGUGACCUGGUGUGCGCGCAUGUGCGGAUCGGUAAAAACGCACAGCUGACAAACGACUCCCCGAACCGGAACUCGAUUGAGUCAGUAGAUGCAUUAUGGGAUUUCCUCUCCCCUUAUGUGAAGAAUGCCACGCGAAUGUUCAUAGCAACUGACUCAAUGGAGGUUAGAGCGCUUGCUCGGAAGAGAUUCGGAAAGAAAACACUGGACAGUGGAGGGACCAUCAUCCACAUUGACAGACAGAGAAAGAGCGGGUCGGCGUGUGAUGGCUUCGAGACGGCCAUCUUGGAACAGCUGAUCCUGACCAAAUGUCACGUGCUAGUUGUCUCAGCAAGUAACUUCAGCAUCAGGGGAGCCUUCCUCAGGGGGACCAAUGACAAGCUGUUUAUGUUUAGAAACGCCACCAUCACACCUUUCAACAUGGGAACUUGAUGGUUGUUAGUAUGAACUGGUGUUGAUAGUCAGUUUUGCUGUCUUGUUCAAGGGGCUGAAGUUGUUCGUCAUUUCUGAAAAUAUGUAUUUUUGUAUUAUCAUUCUUUUACUGAUGUGCAAUUUGCUUUGAAAAAAUAUUUGAAUUUUGUAUUUUCAUAUUUUAGUGAAUUUUAUCUUAUUUUAAAUUCAUAUUUUUUACAAUCAUGUUUUGGCGCAUAUUUACAUUUCAACGGACUGAAGUCCGUUAGGGACGGACUCAUAAAUACAUGUAUUUUUGAACAUAUGUAUUUUUUAUUAUAUUCUUUUCCCCAUGUGAAAUUUGCUUUAAACAAUAUUUUAAUUUUGUAUUUUCGUUUUAUGGUAAUAUGAAUUUUAUCAUUUGUUAAAUUUAUGUAUUUUUACUGUUAUUUUUGGUGAUAUUCGCACAUUCCCAUUUCGGAGGCGAGAACGUAUUAUGAUGGGCACCUGUUGUGAGGUUGUUCUUAAGAACAGACGACAUUGAACACAUCAUUGACAAUAAUGAACUUAUGUCCAGGUUGUCUUAACAAACGCAGUCAUGAGAACAUGAUGUAUUAUGGCAUUGUAGACAUGUUAUCCAGACGGUAUUGUAAAAAAAUAAAUGGUGUGUGUACAGA